Lathyrus oleraceus (garden pea) is the source of this 1008-nucleotide messenger RNA. Its product is annotated as endo-1,3;1,4-beta-D-glucanase. The transcript has 7 exons. Bases 54 to 779 code for a protein of 241 amino acids. Gene Ontology annotation, molecular function: hydrolase activity. The record is from RefSeq and is a predicted model, not a curated record. Lineage: Eukaryota; Viridiplantae; Streptophyta; Magnoliopsida; Fabales; Fabaceae.
UUUGGUGAUAACAACAUUUCCAUUAGCCCUCUCUAUCAAUUCUUCUAAGAGACAUGUCAAGUUCCCAUUGUGUUGAGAAUCCACCCAACCUGAACUCAAGUUUCAAUGGAGUUGGGGCAGUCCUUCAACUUGGAGGACUUCAAUCUUAUGUCACUGGUCCCCCUCAUUCUAAAUUGGCACUCAUCUUAAUUUCUGAUGUCUUUGGGUAUGAAGCACCAAAUUUAAGAAAACUUGCAGACAAAUUAUCAACAUCUGGAAUUUUGGUUGUUGUUCCUGAUCUUCUAUACGGUGACUACUUCGAAAUUGAUAAUCCACAAUUCGAUCGAGUUUCAUGGUUAAAUGCUCAUGGAAUGGAUAAGGCAAGUGAAGAUACUAAACCUUUAAUAGCUGCUCUAAGGAGUAAAGGUGUUACAUCCAUAGGGGCUGCAGGUUUCUGUUGGGGAGGUGUCGUGGUUGCAAAAUUAGCAGUCUCUGGUGACAUUAUUCAGGCUGCAGUUAUUUUACAUCCUGGUGCAAUCUCAGAUAAAGAAUUUAAUGAUAUUAGGGUUCCUAUUGCUUUAUUGGGAGCAGAAAUUGAUGAUUUUUUCCCAAAAGAAAAGUUGAAGCAAGCUGAAGAAUUGUUGUCUGCAAAAGCAGAGAUAGAAAGCCUUGUGAAGUUGUACCCUGGUGUUACUCAUGGUUGGUCAGUGAGGUAUAAUAUUGAAGACGAAGUUGCGGUUAAGAAUGCAGAAGAAGCUCAUGAGGACAUGUUGAAUUGGUUUAUCAAGCAUGUCAAUUGAAUCUCAACAUAAUGAUGUAUACAUAGAAAGAAACUCACAAAUAAUAAAUGUAUUUCCUUAAUUUAGUGGGGUAAUUAUGAGAUGAAUUUAUAUAGUAAAAAAUAUUUUAAAAAAAGUCUUUUAGUUUUAAAAUCACAUUAAUAAUUCCCCUUAUCAGAGUAAUCAUUCUCUCAAUAAAUGCUAAUUUAUAAUGUGAUAAAUACUACUUAUUUAUUAUUCACAUCUACCA